Messenger RNA from Apodemus sylvaticus (European woodmouse), 2110 nucleotides. RefSeq names its product sperm motility kinase Z-like. Gene Ontology annotation, cellular component: cytoplasm. The record is from RefSeq and is a predicted model, not a curated record. The transcript has 3 exons. Lineage: Eukaryota; Metazoa; Chordata; Mammalia; Rodentia; Muridae. Gene Ontology annotation, molecular function: tau-protein kinase activity; protein serine/threonine kinase activity; ATP binding. Bases 132 to 1673 code for a protein of 513 amino acids. Gene Ontology annotation, biological process: intracellular signal transduction; microtubule cytoskeleton organization; protein phosphorylation.
UGCCUGCUUGCUUCGUGGGACUGAGAAACUGCUAGAUCAUUGGACUUCCAUCCACAGCUGCUGCUGACCAUUUUUGGGGAGUUGGACUAUAGACUGCCUCACUGCCUUUGGCAGUAGCACUGCUACCAACUAUGUACUCCGAUAGUGACUCGGAGUCAUCAGAGUCCGACACUGUGGUCACCAUGUUCGAGGAGGAGGUGUUCACCAGGCAGUACACGGUGUUGAGGACCUUGGGCCAGGGUGGCACUUCCGAUGUGAGGCUGUGCUCCCACCGCCUUACAGGUGCCCCAGUUGCUGUCAAGGCUCUUUUGAGGGAGAGGUGGUCGGACCCAACAGUGCCCGAAGCGGACAUUAUGAAAAUGCUCAGUCACCCAAACAUCGUCUCGCUUGUGCAAAUAAUUGAGACAGAACACACAACUUACUUAAUUAUGGAAGUUGCCAGAGGAGAAGAGCUACUUAAACGAGUCCGGGACGCUGGAUGCCUGAAAGAAGAUGAAGCUAGGAGCAUAUUUGUUCAGCUGCUCAGUGCCAUAGGCUACUGUCACGGUAAAGGUGUGGUGCACAGGGACAUAAAGCCUGACAAUAUCAUAGUGGGUGAGGAUGGAAAGGCUACACUUAUUGAUUUCAGCCUCGGAGACACAUUCCUACCUGGACAAAAACUGGAAAGGCUGUGUGGAGCCUUCCAGUUCAUUGCUCCAGAGAUCUUCCGAGGCCUACCCUACGAUGGCACAAAAGUAGAUAUGUGGGCCUUGGGGGUCAUUUUAUAUUAUAUGACCACCGGAUUCCUGCCAUUUGGAGGAGGAACCCUGUCGGAACUGAGCAACAAGGUGAUGAAUGGAAAAUAUCGUACACCGGAUCAUCUCUCCGACGAUAUUAGGAGCAUAAUUAGCCUCCUGCUAACUGUCAACCCAAGGCAGAGGCCAAAUGCGCAAGAACUCGUAAGCCAUCCAUGGCUCCAGCAAGGGGGAAAGACUUUGACAUUCCAUUACAACAGUGACACCAGAUUCCCAGACCCUGAUAUAAUGGGGGCCAUGGAAAGCAUUGGCUUUCAUUCCCAAGACAUAAGAGAAGCUUUAAAACACAAGGAGUUUGACGAAACUAGGGCAACAUACCACCUAUUGAAAACCCUAGCAAAUCAGGAUGAUGGCACUUAUGUGCAAAGAGAUGUCACUAACCCAGGAGUGACACCUUUCCCUUCACCAACGGACCCUAACACUUACCCUCUGCCUCCCAGGAGAAGGGCCAGUGAACCUUCCCUUAAAAUACGAGUGUCAUCUACUGGACAACGUCCUGGGGAGACAAAUGCCCCUGUUGCACCCAAGAAGACACCCCCUAUGGGCAGUCGUCAGCAAAGAAGAAUGACUGCCCCUUGCAUCUGCAUCGCUACUUACACUGUCGUGGAAGUAAUCGAAACCCUUGAUAACACCUUCUCCUCUAGCUCCCAGUUCGACAAGGCCCCAAGUGAGCCAGAAAGAAGGAGACCUUUUACUCCAAGACCCCCGCAGCCUCAGGGAUGGGCCAAAUGGAAGAAACGAAUUUCGAAUUGCAUCAGGACUCUAUGCUGCUGCUGCAUGUCACCUGACACAACAAGCCGGAGGAAGGUGUGCCCCCAAAAGAGAGAGGACACCCCGAAGAUGACAAGAAGUACAAGGCAUCUUUCAGCUUUGUCCUGAUUGGCCUCUCCUCACCCCAGCACAUGCAAGAAGCCACACCCAUCAGCAGAUAGGUCUACAUUUUCUCAGUCUUCCUCUCAAUGGCUCUUGCUUCUCUGGCUGAUGACCCAAGGUACCUGACAUAAGAGGAGAAUGGAGACUUCGGAGCCAGACCCAUAAGCCUGCCUGCCAAAGAAAGGAGGGAGGCUGCUGCUGCUGUCAAGACCUUCUGGAAGUGGACCACCCCAGACCUGAUGCUCCAGCUCAGGCUGCGAAUAGUGAUAGUAAUAUCAAAUAAAGAGAAUUUGCUUAUUCUCAAUGAUUUUCAAAGGUUGUUAGGAUAUAUUAAUUGGUUUUAUCUUAUAGUAACCUCAUCUUAAGCUUGACACAGGAGGACUUAAAACUCUGUUUUCCAUGUAGAUAAAAAUUAACUGGCAAAGGGCAAAUAACUUUACAGA